Messenger RNA from Chaetura pelagica (chimney swift), 1812 nucleotides. RefSeq names its product coiled-coil domain containing 67 (gene DEUP1). The transcript has 13 exons. Gene Ontology annotation, biological process: centriole replication; de novo centriole assembly involved in multi-ciliated epithelial cell differentiation. The record is from RefSeq and is a predicted model, not a curated record. The coding region runs from base 1 to 1812 and encodes 603 amino acids. NCBI's taxonomy places the organism in Eukaryota, Metazoa, Chordata, Aves, Apodiformes, Apodidae. Gene Ontology annotation, cellular component: centriole; deuterosome.
AUGGAGCAGGAUUUAGAAGUGUUUCAGGAACAAGCUGGCACUGAAGCUUCUCCAUGUGAAACUGGACUUCAGGAAUUAGUGCAUCAAAUUGAUAUAAUGAUAAACAGCAAAAAAAUGGAAUGGGAAAGGAAGAUGAAAGCUUUAGAAACAAAGGUGGAUAUUCAGGAUAAAGAAUUAGCAAGUGCCCAAAACAAACUGGAUCAAAAAGCUCAAGAGAUAGGACUACUUCGACAGAAACUGGAAGACUUACAAAAAACUAAAUAUGAAAUGGCUCAGAAUUAUGAAACUCAGCUUCAAGCGCUGAAAUCUCAAUUUUCAAAGUUGACACAUAGCUAUGAAAAGCUACAGUCACAUCAGUUAAAACAAAACAGGACUGAAGGUCAAGAAGGAUGUGAGGAAAGCCUGGAGACACCAUCUGCAGUGAGCAGUUUAUACAGGCAACUGGAGGAAUUUAAGGCAAAAUGGGAUAAGAAGAGGACAAUCUGCCAAAAUUAUCUCCUUUAUUUAGAUGCUCAACAAAAAUUAUUGUCUGAAAAAUGUAAUUUAUUUCAGAAGCAGACUCAGAAUUAUCAAUUCCAAAUAAGCAAUAAGAAACAAAACCAAGAAGAAGUAAUUACCUGUGGCCAGCCUGAAAGUGAAAAUGAUGAGUUGAUUAUGGAAAAGCUAAAGACAACUGUGAAUGAAAUAGCAACAAACAAUAAGAAACUAGAAGAGGAAAAUCUGAAACUCCGGGAGGAUAUAAAAAUGUACCAAAACCAUUGCCAGAACAUGGAGGCAGGACUUUCAGAAAUGAGAAAUGAGCUGCAGUCACGGGAUGCUCUCUGGAGAAGGAUACAGCUGGAAUGCCAGCAGUUACACACAGAAUUAUUGAAAGUCAAAGAGCAUAAAGAUAUGCAGGAAAUUCAAAUAAGGCAUCAGUCAUCUUGUGUACAACUCACUGAACAACUAGAAAAUAAAAACGCUGAGUUACUGCUGUUGGCACAAAGUCAAGAACAGCAACGAGAAGAGCUAAACAAGAUAAGAAACCACAUUUAUCAAGAGGAGCAGUCCCAUCGCUCUGAGCAGGAAAGAAUGAAGACAGAAAUCUCUGACCUGACAGAAGAGCUUCACCAGAAGGACAUCACUAUAGCAACUAUCUUGGAGAAAGCUAGUCUUCUGGAAAGACAGUUAAAAAUGGAGUUAGAGAUAAAAGACAGAUUGUUAGCAAAACAACAGUUGUUGGAUUUCCAAUAUCAAGUUAUCAAAUCAGAAAACAUACAUCUAAAAGAGACAGUGGAAAACCAGGAGUGUAAAAGUUGCAUGAUUAUAGAUUUCUCUAACAAAGAGCAUGGAAAUUUCAGCACUUCCAUUCACAAACUUAAGCAUGAGAAUGUAAGAUCACAAAAUAGUCUUGUUGAACUACAAAAUGACACAGAAACAUCAACACUGGCUCUCAUGGAUACACAUGGAGAAACAGACCACAACUUCCAAACUUGUUUGAAGACGCAAGAAAAAGCAGAGAGAGGGCAUGAAACAAAACCAGAUGAUAAAUCUCCAUCACCAGCAGGGAAUCCUCUGGGCUUUGGUGGACUCUUCCCUGAAAAGGACACAAUAGGCAGCUUGCUGAGCCCUGCUUACAAUGCAGAAGAAAUCCAAUUAUCUCCUCCCCCUGAGUUGUCCUUCCUUGCAACCACAGAAAAGUUCCUUCAACAGGAAGAGAAACAUACAAGAGAGUUUGAAGAACGUUUAAAUUUACACAUUGAAGAACUGCAAAGACAUUCUGAAAAUACUGUAAAAAACUAUGCCAGGAGCCAGCAGUGCAGGCAUACUUAA